UUUUAAUUUCCAUUGUCGUGAUUUGACUGCAUGAAGAUGGAUGUGAUAUAAUUAUUUACGUUUUUACAUACGAAAAUAAAUAUUUCUUCUUAUUCUGCCUUCUAGAUAGAAUCGAGUUUAUUUUUUUGAUGUGUAUAUGGAUGUGCAGUGAAAGUGCGCGCUUUUCUAAUCGUAAUCUAAUAAUAGUUCAAACAAAUACCUAGUGAAAUUGUGGAGUGUUAUGUUGGGUAUUUAAUGCAAGUGACAAGUAUCGAUAUGGGGCAGAGUCCGAGCUCUGUUCGGAGUAAGGGCAGCCGGAAAUCCUUUCGCGGAUUUGUCCGACGUUCAAAACUGAACAAGUCCAGUUUAAGUCACACAUUCAGUUUGCCGCCGUCGGAGGAGUAUCCCGAGCUGAUGAAUAUUAAUACAGCGACGGAAGAGCAGCUGAUGACGCUGCCAGGUGUAAACAGACAGCUAGCGCGGGAAAUAGUCAGGCAUCGACAGAUGAUCGGCCGUUUCAAACGAGUCGACGACCUUGCUUUAGUAUCAGGUAUAGGUGCUGAAAAGCUGGAUACACUAAGACCAGAAAUAUGUACAAACAUUAGAAGACAAGUGUCUAGAGCUAGCUCGUGUACACACUCACUGGACAGCUUUAGAUUAUUAUCAGAUAAUAAGCUAUGCUCAGUGAACUCCUCCAGUGUGUUCCAACUGCAGUGUGUACCUGGCUUAAACCAAGAAAUAGCAGCUAAUAUAGUUGAUUAUAGGAAUAAGAAAGGUCCAUUUAAGUCAUUAGAUGAUUUAAUUAAAGUAAGAGGAAUGGAUGUGAUCCGACUUAGUGCUGUGAAGAUUCACUUGAGCUUGGAACCGAGGAAGUGUGAGAGUGAACAACACUUAACAAACGGCCAUGUAAAUGGAUGGACCGAAGCGUCCCUAAACGGAUCUCUAAUGAGUAGUGAAUCAAAAACACCAACAACACCCUGUAGAAAGAGUUUUUCGAUGCCAGCUAAAUUCCCCUUAACACUGCCGAAUGGAUUCGCGGCAGCUCCAGUGAACGAUAUAUUAGAUUUACUAUCAGCAUAUUCACACAGACCAGUUGUAAAAGAAGUUUUCAUGUACGAAAGAGACGGUGUCAGGUGUUGCCGCCUUGCUUCAUGGAAUAUUCACCAGCUGACGAGGGAUAAAGUGAUAAACCCUGGAGUGAGGGAGGUUGUGUGUCGGACAAUAUUAGAAAACAAGUUGUCCAUAAUAGCGAUACAGGAUAUACACGAAAUAGAGGCUGUCAAAGUGCUAUGUGAAGAAUUAAAUGCACCAACGUUGAGAAGGGUCAGAGAGUGGAAAUGCAAUAGUCAGAAUUGGGAGUUUUGUAUACCACAGAAUACUGAAUGCCAUUCGCUCGGCUUCAUCUACGAGAACUGCAACAAGGCCAUCACGAUAGAGGACGUGGCGAUAGACCAGCUACACCUGGUCGUGGAAGCUAGUGAAGUGAAGAGGCUAAUGGGCCUGCUGGCAGAUGCGAGUAGCGAACGGCUUGUCAGCUGUAGUCAAGCGUUCCUGAUAUGUGGCAGGCCGUUAAUUCUGGUUAACGUGCACUGUAAAGACGCGCUAGAUGAAGAGGACAGCAAGAGACUGAGGGAGAUAGCAGAUGUGGCGGUUGGAGCGAAGCUGCAGCUCGCUUUCCUGGGCGAGUUUCAGAAGUGGGAUAAUGUUAGAAUGUUACAGAACUGCGAGUCGCUACUCGACGAAGAAAUAAAAACAACGGUGGAUGCGACUGUAUCGGGAAAGAGCACAAUAUUAUGUCCCGGGACCAAAGACGCUAGCAACUUUAUAGGACGCUCGGGGGCGGUUAAAUCUGGGCUCUGUCACCUGGCAAUACCACGAGGAUGGUCCUGGGGAGGACCAGCAUCACCCUUCUGCCCGGUGUGGACAGAACUAAAAAUACCCGAUUGACAAAAAAUAAAAUUUGUCGAUGGUAGAAAAUUAUCUGUGGUGUACUGCGCGACUACGGCGCUCUUCCUUCUCAUACAGUGUCUUUACUUUGUGGUCCAUAUUUUGAAUAUCGUGUAGAACGGCCAUUAUUUUUUUAAUUUCCCGCUAUUUUCAAGUUUCGUUUUUUUUGGGGAUUUUGUAUAGCUUAAGCAAAUGAAAUUUAUCAUACGUUUAUCGAUUUAUUACUUCUGUAAUUAAUGAAUGUAUUUACUGUAAAAUAAUUAUGACAUAUAUAUAUUCAAGUGUAGAUAUUAACGGUUUCUGUAUAUAGGCAGUAUUUUUAUCGUACCAUGUUCCUUUUUAAGUACUUCCAUUUGAGUAGCUGAAGAAUUGCGUCCUCUGGUUUAAAUAAUAUUAAAAAAUGCUAUAUUUUUAAAGAUAAAUAAAUUGCUACUUAACAUUUUCAAAUUCCACUUUUAGAUUUUAAGGAAUCGAGGCCAAAUUUUUUGUGUCAAUAAUUAAAUUUUUUAUCCGAUUCAAGUAGAUAUAAAAUCUAUUUUUCUCGAUACUACAAUAGAUAUUUUUCCCAAUGUUUGCUUAGAUAAUAGAAGAUAAUAUUUUUAAAGCGCAAUAGUUUAAAUUCCAUACGAAUAGUUUGUUACGGGCAUCAUUAUGUUAAAUGUAUACAAAUGAAAGGGUAUUUUAAAUUCAUUGUACCUGAGAAAAUUCCUCUUAGAUGUUAAAAUAGAUUCAAGAAAUGUUUUUUUUUUUUUUGCCAAAAUUUAGUUGAAAUAAUUUGCCAACAAAUAGUUUACUUUUGGAGUUUGCGUGAAGAAAUAAAUCGUCUCAAAUAUAGAGAUUAUGGAAACUAUGUGAUAUCACAUACAAAGUAUUGAACGGAUUAAUAUUUUUGUAUAAUGUGUAUAUACUGUGUAGUGAUUGAUCUCGUAUUUGUAAAUGUAGAGUUUAUUUUUACGAAUGUGACACUUGCAAUUUUUUUUUUUACUUUUUUUUGCCUCGAGACUGUGGUAUUUUUAAUUCAAUGAAAUAAUAUGGCUGUAUGUUUAAGAUUUAAUGAACUUAUUU
Colias croceus (clouded yellow) is the source of this 2991-nucleotide messenger RNA. RefSeq names its product endonuclease/exonuclease/phosphatase family domain-containing protein 1-like. The record is from RefSeq and is a predicted model, not a curated record. Lineage: Eukaryota; Metazoa; Arthropoda; Insecta; Lepidoptera; Pieridae. The transcript is spliced from 6 exons. Gene Ontology annotation, cellular component: plasma membrane. Bases 235 to 1926 code for a protein of 563 amino acids.